Messenger RNA from Capsicum annuum, 399 nucleotides. RefSeq lists its product as uncharacterized. NCBI's taxonomy places the organism in Eukaryota, Viridiplantae, Streptophyta, Magnoliopsida, Solanales, Solanaceae. The annotation marks the transcript as partial. The record is from RefSeq and is a predicted model, not a curated record. The transcript has 2 exons.
AUGGCCCCGUUUGAAGAUCUUUACGGGAGUAGGUGUAGAUUUCCCAUAGGUUGUUUUGAAGUUGGUGAAGCUGCUGUGACUAGACCUGAUGCUGUAUUUAAAGCUAUGGAAAAAGUUAGGUUUAUUCGAGAACGAUUGAAGACCACUCAAAGUCAUCAGAAGUCGAUUCUAAGUCGUGUUGAGAAGUUAGCUUAUGAGGUUGAUUUGCCAGCGGAGUCAUCUAAUGUUUACCCAGUUUUCCAUGUAUCCAUGCUUAAGCAAUGUAUUGGUAACUCAUUUGUAACUGAACCUUCUGAGGAUUUCGAUAUCCAGAAUAAUCUUUCAUUUGAGGAAUUUCCAGUUGAGAUUCUAGAUUUUCAAGUUCAGAAGCUAAGAAGCAAGGAAGUUCUUCUAGUUAAA